AUAACACGAAACGAAAAAUGAGCAUUGAUGAUGUCAAUUUAAUUGUACAACAAAUUAAAGAAGCAAAUAAACUUUGUAAAGAAGAUACACAAUAUUUAAAAGGAUUGAAUGUACAAUUAAAAAAUCCUGUGUUACCACAACAUGAAAUUGAAACUAGAGCAGGAUCUCGUCCUCUAAAAAAUGAAGAAAUAGAAAGAUUUAAACAAAUAACAUUCAUUAAAAAAGGAUGUUAUGAUUCGGUAGAAGAUAAAAUAAUUAGUAAUAAUUGGAAAGAAUUUUGUAAGUUGCAUAAAUGGGAUUCUAAAAAGGUUGAACCAUUUUUACUCUUGAGAGAAGGAAAUAAAACAUAUAUUCGCAGUAAAAAACAAAGAAGAAAAUUUGUACAAUUUUUAGCUGAUGGUUUGCCAAAUAGAACUUUAUAUAGUGUAUAUCACAGAUUUAGAAAUUUAUAUACAAAUCAUUUUCAAAGAAGGUUUCAUCCAGAAGAAGAUAAAAUGAUUUUGAAUUAUUUAGAACAUAAUGCAAACCUUGAUCAGAAGCGGAAAUAUGCAGAUUUAGCGAAAGUUUUAAAACGAACCCGAGCUUCUAUUUGGCGUCGUUAUGAAUUGCUUAAAAAGAAAAGGCAAAGAGAAUCAGAUCAAAAGAAAUAAAAUCAAAUCAAAUCAAGAAAUAAAAUCUUUAUAAUAUUUAUUUUAAUUUUGUAUAAUGUUUGUAUGUUAAUUAUUG
Apis laboriosa (Himalayan honeybee) is the source of this 726-nucleotide messenger RNA. RefSeq lists its product as uncharacterized. The coding region runs from base 18 to 650 and encodes 210 amino acids. Gene Ontology annotation, cellular component: nucleus. The transcript has 5 exons. The record is from RefSeq and is a predicted model, not a curated record. Lineage: Eukaryota; Metazoa; Arthropoda; Insecta; Hymenoptera; Apidae. Gene Ontology annotation, molecular function: RNA polymerase II cis-regulatory region sequence-specific DNA binding; DNA-binding transcription factor activity, RNA polymerase II-specific. Gene Ontology annotation, biological process: regulation of transcription by RNA polymerase II.